CCCACGUGAAAACCGGUUUGGAAUAGCAUCAUUGCAUCUGUUUCGGUUGGAUUUGGCUUUCCUCUCUCCUCCACUACUAAUUAAUCGGAACAGAGAAGAUGGCUCGAAUCAUCCUGUUUGUGAUCUUGCUGGUUUCUCUUUCAGAAGGAGAGGGUAUAUCGUUCAAGAUCACGAAUCGUUGCCGGAACACCAUCUGGCCCGGUUUUCUGUCGGGCGCCACCUCACCCCCUCUCCCCACUACUGGCUUUCGCCUCUCUCGUGGCAAAUCCAAAUCCGUCACAAUUCCUCCCUCCUGGUCCGGUCGUCUCUGGGCUCGAACCUUGUGCUCCCAAGACCCCUCCUCCCGUUCUUUCUCCUGCUUAACCGCUGACUGCGGCUCCGGCAAGGUCCAGUGUUCCGGCUCCGGCGCUAAACCUCCCGCAACCCUCGCCGAGUUCACCCUCAACGGCACCGGCGGUCUUGACUUCUACGACGUCAGUCUCGUCGACGGCUACAACCUCCCUAUCCUUAUCUUGCCCAAGAAAAUCGUCCUUGGAGGUUGCGGAGCCACCGGUUGUCUCGUUGACCUGAACGCCGCCUGUCCCAGAGACCUUAAGCUGCUUGCACGUGGCACGAGAGGCGGCGUUGCAUGCCGCAGCGCCUGCGAGGCUUUCGGAGACCCCCGCUAUUGCUGCAGCGAUGCUUACUCUACGCCUGACACGUGUCAGCCUUCCGUAUACUCGCUCUUCUUCAAGCACGCCUGUCCACGCGCCUACAGCUACGCCUAUGAUGACAAGACCAGCACAUACACUUGCGCCACCGGAGCUGACUACGUCAUCAUCUUCUGUCCCCCGCCCUAUACAAGCGAGAAGCUGUUAGGAUCGUGGAAAGACGGGGCCACACUUCCGCUAGUCAACAAGAGCAUGAUACACUUGCAGUAGCUCCUCCUCCUCCUCUCAUUCUUCUUUCUUUCAACGCAGAUAGCAACAACAAAAUUUAUGUACAGAAAACGUCGUUAAAUGUGAGAUACUACUACUAGUCCGGUCGAGAAACUGCUAAUACUCUUAUUUUGCCCCCCCCCCCCCCCCCCCCCAUUCCUCUCUUUGUUUCAGAAAUAUUCUCUACCCGUCUUUUACGUAAUUGUGUAGAAAAAGUUAGCCCACGCCACAAUGCCAAGUCGCGUUAACUCCCAAGCAGGGCCUCACAGUCGCAUACGAAGCUUUGGGAUUUAAAGGGUUCAGCAUCAGAGUAAUUUUUAUUACUAAGGAAGCCCGUUUUGGACUUAUGCUCUUAAUGCAUACAAGGAAGAUGUGCUUGUUGUAUUCGCUUUUCACCAUUGUGAAUAGUCUGGUUGUUAAUUUAACAUAUAUUCAAAAAAAAAAGAAUAGUCUGGUUA
Molecule: messenger RNA, 1375 nt
Organism: Raphanus sativus (radish)
Lineage: Eukaryota; Viridiplantae; Streptophyta; Magnoliopsida; Brassicales; Brassicaceae
Product: thaumatin-like protein 1b
Exons: 4
Coding region: 99-920 (273 amino acids)
Biological process (GO): defense response
Cellular component (GO): extracellular region
Source: RefSeq, a predicted model, not a curated record